GCCAUCGAAUUCUACCACUGGUUUGGAUAUAUCCCACCACGCCAAAAGAGGGUGCGCACAAGCUAGCAUUCAGUUGUUACCUUGCAUCUACUACACUUUGUCCUCUCGACCCUGGCAUAACGGGUUGAAUGUUGGACUCUUUGUUUGUUUGAGCAGUGAUUACGCGGCUGUUUUAUUUGCGGUUUCACGCGUCGCGCCCAGCAACGCAUCAGCAAUAAUGCCUGCAAAGCGCGUCAACACUGAUCCUGACAAGAGGACAGAGGCGCUACACGAGGCUGAAAUGAAGCACCAGCGGGAGGCGCUCGAGUCCACCAUAAUUGUCAAGGAUGAGGAGGUCCGGCGGACCCGGGUGCGGUCAACCAUGCUGCGGGAUGAUGUAGCGACCAUCCGCACACAGCUAAGCCAGCAGACAGACCGCUACGACAAGCUAUCGAAACAACACACUGAGGCACGCAGCAAGCUCGUGGCCUCUACAAGGAAGAGCGAUGAGCAGGAGAAGAAGCUAAAAGCCCAAGCACGGGAGAUAUUGAAUCUCAAGGCCGAGCUCCAGUCAUUGAACGGUGUUUCGCAAGACUCUACCAAAAUGCUCUCCGAAAAACUUGCGUUGACGCGCGAACUUGCAAAUCUGAAGCCUGAGCUGGAACACCUCAGAUCACAGUUAGCGAACCACAGCGAGAUGCUGGCUGAAAAGCUGGCACUCGAACGCCAAGUUAACACGCUCGAGGUCGAGCUCGCAAACGAGAAGCGGGCAGCUCAGCGCGCAAUUCAGAGACAGGAGACCAAGGAAGUAGAAGUAGAGGAGGAGCUUCGACAGCAAAUACAAGAUCUUGAGAAGAAGCUGGCCAAUGAGAAGCGCGCGGCCCAGCGCGCAAAGCAGGAUGCAGACAAGGAAACUGAGCUUGAGGAUAGGCUACGGCAGCAAGCAGACGAAUUUGAGGCUCAACUCAAGACGCAACAGACAGAGGCAGCAAAGGCCAGAAGAGAACUCGAGAGGCAGCUGGCUGAGUUGACAGCCCAAAACGAGUUUAUUGACGAAAGAUUCACAGAGCUCAAGGCCAAGCUAAAGGAGACACGACAGGAGCUGAAGAGCUGCCGCGCCGAGCUCCAAGAAGCUAAACAAGCAGCUGCGAACCGCGUGGCCAAGGCACCAGUUGCGGCGAAGGCAAAGGGCAAGGCGCAACCCGGACAGAAACGUCGCGCCGAAGAGAUGGCGCAAGGGCUUGACAUACUUGCAACUCCAACAAUUGAGGAGAAGCGUAGCAAGAAGCCUCUUAAGAAGAGGGUUGAGGCACUCGCUGGCGAGAAGUCCAUGUUCUCAAUCACGCCGUUCUUGACAAAGACCAUCAGCUUCGCCGAAGGACCCGUCGAGUUUAGUGCCGGAGGCAAUGGGGCAGCGGGAGAGGAAGACGAAGAUGAAGACGAUGUCAUGGACGACACAUUUGCAGGGCAUCAGUCUAUGGAAUCUGCAGCCGCUGAAACGACUGUUCAGUCUGAGGAGGACGCAACAGAAGCCACAGAGGUUGAAAAGCCUGAUGCACCUGUGGCCAGUAAGCCGCAGCCCAAAUCAAGGGGCAGGCCAAAACAGAAGGUAGCUCUCCGCGAGUCCCCCUCGGCCCAGAACAUAUGCCUGACAACAAACCGCAAGACGUCAAAGGAAGAGCAGACACAAACACUCGAGAAGGUGGUAGAAGAGGCCGAGGAGGGCGGCGACCAGGAGAACAGAACGGUCGCCGUUCCUGCUGCCAUAACCGCCACUAAAAAACCAGCGCAGAAGAAGGCCAAGGCCACCGUAGUGACAGCGAAAAAGGCGACGACCGAGAUAGCAACCGAGACGAUUGCGGAGACGACCACGACAGAAGCAGAACCUAAGAAGAAGAAGCGGAAGCUGUUAGGCGGUGCGGCAAAGACGCUCUUUGACGACGAAGACGAUGCAGAGGCAGCACCAGUCGCUAAGAGGCAGCCGGGCAAGGUGCAGCUUGGCAAGGGAGUUGGUAAAGUGCAACUAGGUGCUGCGGGCGCACGCGCUUUUGCUGGCCAAGCCUUUUCGCCAUUAAAGCGUGACCGUAGGGGAGUCAACGCAAGUUUUCUUGCGUGAAAAGGUCUCGUUUCGUUGGAGACUUGUUGGACUUUUUAAAUUGCAUUAUCACGGCGUUUUGGGUUGGGGCUCAUGGGGUGGAUUUCUGUGUUCAAUGCGUCCCUGGAAUAUCAGGGUAUGAGGUUGUUCUGUAUGAAUAAUUACGAGGUGGUCUGUCAUGUGCCCAUACAGAGUUGCACUCUGAAUGAAUUUCAUGCAAUGAAACAAUUACUUGUUCAUUCGAUUUUUCUCUCACGUUCGAUGUUCUAUUAGGCUCUUGUUUUGUCGUAAAUUUUGUAGGGACAUGAAAUACAUUGCAACCAGUCUUUGAGAUGAGAAAGAAAAGCAAUGCGCACAGGCCAGCAAGGGUGAGUGAGGUUUACUGCUCAA
Molecule: messenger RNA, 2464 nt
Organism: Pyricularia oryzae 70-15
Lineage: Eukaryota; Fungi; Ascomycota; Sordariomycetes; Magnaporthales; Pyriculariaceae
Exons: 3
Coding region: 218-2095 (625 amino acids)
Source: RefSeq, a predicted model, not a curated record